Molecule: messenger RNA, 1430 nt
Organism: Botrytis cinerea B05.10
Lineage: Eukaryota; Fungi; Ascomycota; Leotiomycetes; Helotiales; Sclerotiniaceae
Exons: 2
Coding region: 266-1228 (320 amino acids)
Cellular component (GO): kinetochore; Mis6-Sim4 complex
Source: RefSeq, a predicted model, not a curated record
GACACAUACACACAUACACACAUACACACAAAAAGGCACUGGGAAGAGAGGUCGAGGCUGCACAUUGAGGCUUAUCCAAGGCCGAAAACAGACGAUGCUCAUUCCCCAUGGAACACGUGAAAUGGCGAUGAAGUGACAUGCGACGCGACAAACACGAAAAUCAACAUCAAAACAUCAAAACAUCAGCAAAGAUAUCGCGUACAGAGUGGGAAAGAAACCCUUUUUUGAAUUCUUAUCCUACACAUUGAUACUUUCACCGCAAAUCAUGAGAAGCUCACGCUCUUCCCCACAAUCCGUGGGCUUCAAUUCGAAUUCACACAUGGACACAACCGAUGAAAUCAUUAGUCCUGAAGACGCGGCCGGCAUAGAAUUGGAUGAUGAAAUAGCUUCACUGCAGGAACAAAUCGCAUCAUUAAAAGAUCAGCGUCGCCUUCAAACGGCGACUAUCCUCUCUUCUCAAGCGUCAAAAUCCAUUUUGUCGAAUUUGCGAAAGUCUUCCUCCAAAACGAAAUCCGCCCAAUUUGCUACCCCUACAGACUCCGAUCCACUGCUUGCGACUUCCGCAGCUCAAACAACUCACAAUCUCGAGAAUCUAUAUCGCGCAUGCGCAUCAAUCACAUCCUUCCAAAUUCAAGAUCCGGACCCGAAUGCUGUAGACAAUGGACAUGUGUUGGGGCUUCGAAUCGAUGCCAGCAGUUCUGGAAAGUUUGUUCGGCCUUAUUAUAUAAUGUUAAAUAAACCAUAUUCAGGAUCCGCAGCACUGAGAAUACAUCGACACACAGUCCCUCCAUGUAUUCCUUUGGCUAGUCUAGCCACGAAAUAUUUGCCUGCUCCUAAAGUCGCCGAGGGCAUUGUCAAAGAGAAACAACAAGAUUUAACUUCGUUUGUACGGAAAUUACGGCGAGAGAUUACAGGCUAUCAUUUACGUGUGGCAUCCAUCAAGCAUUUACGCAAAGGAUUCUCUUUGGAUGAGAAACUAAGCAGGAAAGGAAAAGAAAAGGAGCGGGAGAUAGCAGAUAUCAGUGCUGCUGAUGCAGAAGCGAAGCAGGUGAGGAUUGAGUGGAUAGAUGGUAAGGUUGGUAGAUGCGUGGUAGGGAUGAAUGGAGAAGUCGUCAAAUGUGUCAUAAUCGGAGAGGAUGGGCGUGAUCGUGAGACGGAACGAAGGGUCUUGGGCGGCGAUAAAAGAAUGGAGGGAAUCGCGGUCAGAUUGAUGGAAGGUAUCUAUUAAAAGUUUCAAUUUGAGGUUGAAGGUCAGGAGUUGGUAGUUAAGGAGUUUGUUGCUUAUUGUUUACAAAUACCCCGGGACUCAAACGACUCUGCACCACGGCAUUCAUUAAUUUUCAUCAUAACUGCUUCUUCCGGCCAAAAUCAAAUGUGAUCAGUCGCGUUCAAUGAAGGGCAUAUUGCUAAACUAAAAUCCAGAUAAGAUA